Molecule: messenger RNA, 2673 nt
Organism: Entamoeba dispar SAW760
Lineage: Eukaryota; Evosea; Mastigamoebida; Endamoebidae
Product: eukaryotic translation initiation factor 5B, putative
Exons: 1
Coding region: 1-2673 (890 amino acids)
Molecular function (GO): translation initiation factor activity; GTPase activity; GTP binding
Source: RefSeq, a predicted model, not a curated record
AUGCCAGCACAAAAAGGAAAGAAAGCUAAAGUAACAAAGAAAGUAAGUAAGAAACAAGUCAACAAAGCACCACAUGGAGAAAAGAUUAACUAUGAUGACAUGGAUGAGGAAGAACUUCUUAAACAACUUGCAGCAGAAAAUGAAGCUAGAGAAGCUGCUAGAAAAAAAGAAGAAGAAGAAAAAAAGCCAGAAGAAAAACCAGAAGAAAAAACAGAAGUAGAACCUAAAAAGGAAGUUAAAAAAGUUGUUAAGAAAAAAGUUUCACCUGCUGAGUUAGCUCGAAAGAAAGCAUUAGAAAAAUUAAAGAAAGACAAAGAAGAAGAAGAAAGACUUCAAAAAGAAGAAGAAGAAAGAGAAAAGGCAGAAGCUGAAGCCUUAAGAAAGUAUAAAGAAGAAGAAGAAAAAAGAAAGAUUGAAGAAGAGAAAAGAAAAGCUGAAGAGAAAUUAAAGAAAAAAGAAAACAGAAAGAAAUUACUUGAAAACGAAAAAGAAAAAAGAAGACUUAAAUAUUUGGCAUCUAACUCUCAUGUUAUCGGAUUAGAAAAUCCAGAGUUAGUAGUUCAGGAACGUGAAGAAAAAGAACUUGAAGAAAAAACUAUUGACAGUAUGAAAGAAAAAAAGAAGUACCAAAAGAAAAAACCAAAAGCCCCAAAACCACAAGAAGAAGUUGUUACAGAGGAACCACAAGAAGAAGAAAUUAAAGAAGAGGAUAUGGAAAAUAUGGACUGGGAACAAAUGAUGGAUUUAGAAGAACAAAAAGAACAAGACAUCAAAAAUAAACAAGAGCAAAAGAAAAGAAUUGAAGAAGAACGAGCUGCAGAAAAGAAAAGAAAGGAAGAAGAAGAAAAACUUAGAAAAGAACAAGAAGAAAUGGAAAAAAUAAAACCAAAAUAUAGAUCACCUAUUUGUUGUGUGUUAGGACAUGUAGAUACUGGUAAAACUAAAAUUCUUGAUAGAAUGAGAAGAACAAAUGUGCAAAGAGGUGAGGCAGGAGGAAUUACUCAACAAAUAGGAUCUACAUUCUUCCCAUUAGACUCAAUUGAAAAAAUGACAGAAAAAAUGAAGGAUAAAACUAAAUUAAAAUUUAAAAUUCCAGGAUUAUUGGUUAUGGACACUCCAGGUCAUGAAGCUUUCAAUAAUUUAAGAAGUAGAGGAACUAGUUUGUGUGAUAUUGCUGUUUUAGUUGUUGAUUUAAUGCAUGGAUUAGAACCACAAACAAUUGAAUCCAUUAAUUUAUUAAAACAAAAGAAUACACCAUUUGUAGUUGCAUUAAAUAAGAUUGAUAGAUGUUAUCAAUGGAAAGAAACUGAUGGAAUGCCAUUUAAAGAAACAUUUGCUAAACAAAAUGAAGACACAAAACAAGAAUUUGAAAAUAGAUUAAAAUCUACUAUUACAGAUUUUGCAGCACAAGGAAUUAACGCAUGUCUUUAUUAUGAUAAUAAAGAUAUUAAAGAAUAUGUUUCAUUAGUACCAACAUCUGCUAUUACAGGAGAAGGUAUUCCAGAUCUUGUUGCUGUGUUGAUUGCUAUGACACAACGAUUAAUGUUAGAGAAAUUAACUCCAACUGAUUCUCUUCAAGCCACUAUUAUGGAAGUUAAAACUACAGAAGGACAUGGUACAACUAUUGAUGUUAUUUUAGUUAAUGGAUUUUUAAAGAGAGGAGAUAGAAUUGUUGUUUGUGGAAUGAAUGGACCAAUUGUCACACAAAUUCGUGCUUUAUUAUUACCACAACCUAUGAAAGAUCUAAGAGUUAAAACACCUUACAUUGUACAAGAUGUUGUUUGUGCUGCACAGGGUGUAAAGAUUAGUGCACAAGACCUUGAUGGUGCAAUUGCAGGAUCAUCUAUUGCAGUUUGUAAUAAUGAUGAAGAACUUGAAGAAGUUAAAACAGAAGUACAAUCAGAAUUUGAAAAAUUCCAAGUUAGUGUUAGUGAAAAAGAAGGUGUAUUUGUACAAGCAUCAUCACUUGGAUCACUUGAGGCAUUAUUAAAAUUCCUUAAAGACUCAAAAAUUCCAGUUUCAGGAGUUGGUUUAGGACCAAUUUUCAAAAAAGAUGUUAUGAAAACAUUAAUUAUGAAAGAGAAAAAUCCUGACUAUGCUAUUAUUAUGGCAUUUGAUGUUACAGUAGAUAAAGAAGCUAGAGACUAUGCAGCAGAAGAAGGUAUUCUUAUAUUCACUGCAAAUAUUAUUUAUCAUCUCUUUGAUCAAUUCAAUGAACAUAUGAAAAAACUUGAAGAACAAAAAAGAAUUGCAGCUGAAAAUGCUGGAAUUGUUGUAUGGCCAUGUAUUGCAGAAAUAUUACCACAGUAUGUCUUUAAUGAUAGAAACCCAAUUAUUUGUGGUGUAAAAGUAUUAGAAGGAACAAUGAAAAUGGGAUGUCCAAUUACAUUACCAUCAAGAAAUAAUAUGGAUCUUGGAAGGGUUACAGGUAUUGAAUUGAAUAAUAAACCAGUUGAAGUUGGAAAAACUGGAGAAGAAGUUUGUAUUAAAAUUGAACCAUUCUCACCAUCAAGUGUGUUUACAUAUAAAAAACAUUUUGACUCAAAAGAUAAGUUGUAUUCAAAAAUAUCAAGAGAGUCAUUAGAUUUAUUAAAACUUCGAUAUGGAAAAGAAUUGACUCAAGAUGAUAUUCAAUUAUUAGUUAGAUUAAAGAAAAUGUUCAACAUCUUUUAA